AUGCAACCAUUUCCAAGCUUCAGCACGCAGACUACACCUCAAGAGCGAAAGGAGAGAGCUGCUUGGCACCCAAGCGACGAUGUCUUACUGAUCAGUUCCUGGUUAAAUACCAGUAAAGAUUCUGUAGUUGGCAACGAACAGAAGAGUCAUGCUUUUUGGCAGAGGGUAUCAGACUAUUAUGAUGGAAGUCCAAAUGCAGAGGGUUGUGUACCGAGAACGACAAGCCAGUGCAAGCAGAGGUGGCACAAGAUCAAUGAUCUUGUGUGUAAGUUCUCCGGUGCAUAUGACUCUGCAACAAGGGAGAAGACCAGCGGCAUGAACGAGAACGACGUCCUGAAGCUUGCUCACCAGAUUUUCUUCACAAACCACAAGAAGAAAUUUAACCUUGAAUACGCCUGGAGGGAACUGCGGAAUGAUCAAAAGUGGUGUGAUCUUUCCACCACAAAAGGUAAUGAAGCGAGCAAAAAGAGAAGAACCGAUGUGAUGGAGACUGAAGCCAUGGAGACUGUCGAAAAUGAUGGUUCAUGCUCUCGUCCUAUUGACUUUCAAAAGGUGUUGGACGUCAAAGAAAAGGAAUUAGCAACAAGGGAGAGGCUUACUAGGAUGAGCGUUCUUGACAGACUCCUUGCAAAAACAGAUGCUCUGAAUGAGGUGGAAGAAGCACUUAAGCAGAAGCUUCUUAAGGAGAUGUUGUCUACUUAG
Messenger RNA from Eutrema salsugineum, 702 nucleotides. Its product is annotated as glutathione S-transferase T3-like. The coding region runs from base 1 to 702 and encodes 233 amino acids. NCBI's taxonomy places the organism in Eukaryota, Viridiplantae, Streptophyta, Magnoliopsida, Brassicales, Brassicaceae. The transcript is spliced from 2 exons. The record is from RefSeq and is a predicted model, not a curated record.